UGUCCUUAAAGAGAAAGAUGUUACCUCGAUUCCUGACCGCCUCCUAUCCGAUGGAACGCCAUUAUUUUAUGGUGCCAAAGUUUGCAUUAACGCUGAUUGGCUUCUAUCCCGAACAGAAGCGAACUGUUUUAGUGAAACUGUGGAGUUUCUUCAACUUUUUCAUCCUCACCUACGGCUGUUAUGCAGAGGCUUACUAUGGCAUACACUACAUACCGAUUAAUAUAGCCACUGCAUUGGAUGCCCUUUGUCCCGUGGCCUCCAGCAUUUUGUCCUUGGUCAAAAUGGUCGCUAUUUGGUGGUACCAAGAUGAAUUAAGGAGCUUAAUACAGCGGGUGAGAUUUUUAACAGAGCAACAGAAGUCCAAGAGGAAGCUGGGCUAUAAGAAGAGGUUCUAUACACUGGCAACUCGUCUGACUUUCUUGCUAUUAUGCUGUGGAUUUUGCACCAGUACUUCCUAUUCCGUCAGGCAUUUGAUAGAUAAUAUCCUGAGACGCGCCCAUGGCAAGGACUGGAUCUACGAGACUCCUUUCAAGAUGAUAUUUCCCGAUCCUCUGCUGCGUCUGCCACUCUAUCCCAUCACCUACCUCCUCGUGCAUUGGCAUGGUUACAUUACAGUGGUUUGUUUUGUCGGCGCAGAUGGUUUCUUCUUGGGGUUCUGUUUAUACUUCACUGUUUUGCUGCUCUGUCUGCAGGAUGAUGUCGUUGAUUUACUAGAGGUUAAAAACAUCGAGGAGAGUCCCUCCGCAGCGGAGGAAGCUCGGAUAGUUCGGGAAAUGGAACAUUUGGUGGACCGACACAAUGAGGUAGCCGAGCUGACAGAAAGAUUGUCUGGUGUUAUGGUAGAAAUAACACUGGCCCACUUUGUUACAUCAAGCUUAAUAAUCGGAACCAGCGUGGUGGAUAUUUUAUUAUUUUCUGGCCUGGGAAUCAUUGUGUAUGUGGUCUACACUUGUGCCGUGGGCGUGGAAAUAUUACUAUACUGUCUGGGAGGUUCUCAUAUUAUGGAAGCGUGUUCCAAUCUAGCGCGCUCCACAUUUUCCAGCCACUGGUAUGGACACAGUGUUCGAGUCCAAAAGAUGACCCUUUUAAUGGUAGCUCGUGCUCAACGAGUACUGACAAUUAAAAUUCCUUUCUUUUCCCCAUCAUUAGAGACUCUAACUUCGAUUUUACGUUUUACUGGAUCGCUGAUUGCUCUGGCAAAGUCGGUUAUAUAG
This is a messenger RNA of Drosophila yakuba, 1214 nucleotides long. RefSeq names its product odorant receptor 24a (gene Or24a). NCBI's taxonomy places the organism in Eukaryota, Metazoa, Arthropoda, Insecta, Diptera, Drosophilidae. Gene Ontology annotation, molecular function: olfactory receptor activity; odorant binding. Gene Ontology annotation, cellular component: plasma membrane. The transcript is spliced from 5 exons. The coding region runs from base 18 to 1214 and encodes 398 amino acids. Gene Ontology annotation, biological process: sensory perception of smell; detection of chemical stimulus involved in sensory perception of smell. The record is from RefSeq and is a predicted model, not a curated record.